Bombina bombina (fire-bellied toad) is the source of this 1818-nucleotide messenger RNA. RefSeq names its product apoptosis inducing factor mitochondria associated 3 (gene AIFM3). Lineage: Eukaryota; Metazoa; Chordata; Amphibia; Anura; Bombinatoridae. The transcript has 20 exons. Gene Ontology annotation, biological process: execution phase of apoptosis. Bases 1 to 1818 code for a protein of 605 amino acids. Gene Ontology annotation, cellular component: mitochondrion; cytoplasm. Gene Ontology annotation, molecular function: 2 iron, 2 sulfur cluster binding; flavin adenine dinucleotide binding; oxidoreductase activity, acting on NAD(P)H. The record is from RefSeq and is a predicted model, not a curated record.
AUGGGAGGAUGCUUUUCCAAACCUAAACCAGUUGAGGUAAAAGUUGAAGUUAUUCUACCAGAAAAAGAAAGGGAAAAAGAAGAUAUGUCUCCCAAUGGCAAAGCGAGUCCUUUGGCCUAUAAAUCUAAUGGAACAACAAGGCACUAUCAUCAUGAGGAAAGACCCAUAACCCUCAAUCCGUACACUAAUCCAAAGGAUGUGGUGGAAGCUUCAGUUUGUCAUGUAAAGGAUCUGGAAAACGGACAAAUGCGGGAGGUUGACCUAGGAUGCGGCAAAGCUUUGCUAAUUAAGCAGAAUGGAGAAUACUAUGCAAUGGGGCACAAGUGCCCACACUAUGGUGCUCCUCUAGUAAAAGGUGUGCUCUCUAAAGGCAGAGUGAGUUGUCCCUGGCAUGGUGCUUGUUUUAAUAUUGGUACAGGCGACAUUGAAGACUUCCCAGGCUUAGAUGGAUUACCAAAAUUCCAGGUUAAAAUUGAGAAGGAGAGAGUAUAUAUUCGAGCAAGCAAACAGGCUCUUCAGUCACAACGAAGGACCAAGGUUAUGGCAAAAUGCAUAGCACUUAGUAACUAUAGCACAGCAAUUACCAAUGUUCUCAUUAUCGGAGCAGGUCCAGCAGGAUUGGUAUGUGCGGAAACACUAAGGCAGGAGGGAUUUUCAGACAGAAUUGUAAUGUGUACCACAGAGAAGUACUUACCAUAUGAUCGAUCCAAGCUAAGCAAAUCAAUGGAUUCUCAAGCAGAGCAGAUUUUCCUUCGAUCCAAAGAAUUCUUCCAUACCUAUGACAUUGAAGUACUGACAGAAACACAGGUUGUCAAUGUGGACAUAAGAAACAAGACAGUGAUUUUCAAGGAUGGGUUCAGAAUGGAAUACAACAAGAUACUGAUUGCCACCGGCAGCACACCAAAAACCCUGACAUGUAAAGGCAAAGAGCUGGAUAAUGUUUUCACAAUCCGAACACCUGAGGAUGCCAAUCGGGUGGUGAAGUUGGCAAGUAGCAGGAAUGCUGUUAUUGUGGGAGCCUCCUUCUUAGGCAUGGAAGUUGCAGCAUAUCUCUGUGAAAAAGCCCACUCUGUCUCAGUGGUUGAAUUGGAGAAUAUUCCUUUCAAGAAAUUUUUAGGAGAAAAAGUUGGAAAUGCUAUAAUGAAGAUGUUUGAAAACAACAGAGUGAAGUUUUACAUGCAGACAGAAGUUUCAGAGUUCAGAGAACAAGAUGGAAAGCUGAAGGAAGUGGUUCUGAAGAGUGGAAAGGUUCUGAGAGCUGAUGUGUGCGUUAUUGGCAUAGGGGCAAGUCCUACAACAGCAUUUCUUAAACAGAGUGGUAUUACCAUUGAUUCCAGAGGCUAUAUUCCUGUAAAUAAGAUGAUGCAAACAAAUAUUCAUGGAGUUUAUGCUGCAGGUGACAUUGUUGUCUUCCCAUUGGCCUUCCGAAAUAACAAAAAGGUGAAUGUGCCUCACUGGCAGAUGGCACACAUGCAAGGACGAAUUGCAGCACUAAAUAUGUUGGCCCAAGGGACAGAAAUCAAUACGAUUCCCUAUCUAUGGACUGCUAUGUUUGGAAAGAGUAUACGAUACGCAGGGAACGGUGAAGGUUUUGAUGAUGUCAUCAUCCAAGGAGAUAUUGAGGAAUUAAAGUUUGUUGCAUUUUAUACCAGGAAUGAUGAAGUCAUUGCAGUUGCCAGUAUGAACUAUGAUCCCAUAGUAUCCAAAGUGGCAGAAGUAAUGGCAUCUGGAAAGACUAUACGGAAACGUGAUGUUGAGAUGUUUAUACGUCAUGGCAAGACUGGAGACGUAUCUUGGCUCACAGGAAAGGGAUCUUAG